AUGGUAAAGAAGAAGAGAAACAGCGUGCCGUGUGAACCUUCAAAGCGGCCGUCAAUAGGAAAUGGCGUUGAAAACCACGGUUCAAACGGUCCUGAAUUGGCCGAUUUGGGUGCACAAUGGGAUGUGCAAGAGAAACUAAUGUUGGCGCUCUUCACCACACGGCCUGGGCUUGAAAUCCUAGAGUUGUACUACGAGCUUUCGUGUGGACAUGUCAAUUUACAUCAGUAUAAAAAAUGGCAAAGUGCCAAACAUCGGGCGGCUUCGGACGAUGAGCAAUACAAAAGCAUGGUCAAAAAAUGGACAGAGUCGUACACCUACAUCUGUCUUUUGAUGGAUUUCCUAUUGCAAAACGAACAACAAGCGUUGGAUUACACCUCGUAUUGUAGGGCUGCGUCCAAAAUGUCGCUGCGUUUUCUGCUGGACGCAAAUACAGAGCUUCUGAUAGUAGAUGACGAUUACAACCUCAUGCUAGACUUUCUGCUGCAUUGCAGAUCAAAAAUAGAACAAACACUUAAUCAGGCGAGCCUGCCGUCCCUUCUUUUCAAAUUUGCCCGAACCACAAAGCGACUUUAUCAACUCAGCGGGAGAUUUACGUGGUAUACGUUGAAAGCUCAAGAAUUCAAGAAAGCUCCAGAUAUUGUCUGCAAGUACUUAGCCGUUCUGACAGACAAGCUGACUGCACAGCAUGAUCUAAUACCCCAACUACAGCCGUUUUUUGACGCCAUGAAUUCUAAUAAAAUUGCACAUUUCUCGAAGACGGAAACUAAUGGACUGGACGUUCUCGACAACGACUCCAGCAGCGAAACAGAAGAAUGGUCAUCUAAGAAAGGUAGCAGUCUUCAGGACCGUGUCUACUCCUUCGACCUCAACGAAGACGGGACAUUAGAGGCUCCAAAUGUUUUUAGUCGAACGCGCAGAAGACACCAGAUUCUGUACUACGUCCUGCGACUGCACGAGCAAAACUCGUCUCCACUUUUGAAAACGCAAUUUUACACUCUUUGUGCCUUAGUUGAUCCUGUCACUCAGCCAAUACCGAGCGAUUCUCACAUUGUCUCGAUUGACCUAUUGUCAGACCUCUUUCUGGGCCUUCUCAGCACUGAAAUCGAGACCUUGUCUCUGAACUGGCGUUUCCACAUUUGUUUCAAUCUCCACAAGAUUGUACACGCUUCCCUAUCGCGUCUCAAUUGCAAUGAUUUCCAAAGACUCAAUUCCGUCAACAACAGUGAUGAGUCGGUAGAUUGGAGAAGUAACCUCCAUAAGUGGCUGCCGCAGGGCUUGAACACGCAGGAUCUUGAGCUCGUUUACAUGGUCGACAUCUUGGCAAUCUACCUUCUCCACAAGCUGUAUCGCGAUCUUCCAAUUCAAAUGAAUCCCUUUUUGGGCCCCAUGAUAUCACUUUGGAAAAACCUCACGUUUGUGGUUCUCCUUGGACUGGAAAUCGAUCGCUUUGAGGAAGAGCAAGAGACUUUCAGUACCCCAGUUAUAGUUCGGGCCACCAUUCGGGGGGCUUCAGCAUUGAGAAGUGUCGUGGCAACAAUUUUGAAUGGGCAUGUGGAAUAUAAACGCCACGAUUUUAAACACGAGCCCAUCAACAUAUUCAUGUCCCCACAUGGCCGAAAGCUUUGCAACGGUGCUUUAUACACAGAUGUACGAUCGCACGCCGCUGCCAUGUUAGCACUAGGGAUUGAACUUGAGGACGUUACAAAUCUUUUGAGUGACCUCCAGCCAGGUGAUAGGUUCGACGAGGACGUCAAAUACAUGUUUGACUAUGAAUACGACAAUUACAAUGAGGUGGAUACUGAAGAGCUCGAUGAAGAGGAGCUUGAAGACGCUGAGUCUCGUGAAAGGAUAAAAGAAAUGAGGGCAUACUAUAAAAGGUGCCAUUGUCAGUUUGACGAUGAUGAGCUCUUGCCAGAUGACGCAGAAUAUUCCGAGUCUAAUGCAUCAAAGGCGAAGACAUAUCACGAAGCAGCUCCGGAAACUAGAGUAAAAGCCACCGCUACUAACAAACCGGUAGCACAUAGAUCAAAAAGAGACGGAGUUGAUUUCGACUUCAAGGGACGUGAUUGGAGGGACAUUCCGCGUGGCCUAAACUUCUACUUCAACGAAAGGUACGAAUUCAUGCAGACCCUGAGCACUGAUGUAGCAGCCUCCUUGAUGAAGGCCGCGGGGGAAAGAAAACUAACGUUUGAAGAAGGUGAAAAGCUUCUGCGGUUAACGGCAAGUUGUGUUGCCCGAGAACAAGAACAUACUGUUCUUCAGUCAGCCGCUGCAAGUCAAGAGGAUCGAGUACUAAACAGUCAUUACACGCUGGUCGGAGAUGGUGACUUGACAACAGAUUAUAUUUAUGAACACUGGUGUGAAGAUUCUCUUUUCGAGCGGACUUUGCAGCAUAACGAGAUUCUCGUUUGGCGACAGAUGGAUGAAAUGCUUAUGUGCAGCGGCUACCGCCGAGUGCUGGUUUGGUUCAUUACUCAUUUGGAGGUCAACAGAUCUAUGAUCGAGUACAUAUACACCCUGAUAAUGGGUGAAAGAGGCGAGAUAGUGGCCAGCGAGGACGACCACACCAAGAACCAAAAUGAAGCGGUUUAUGAUAAAGUGCCAUUCUCACGACAGGGCCCCUUGCAACUCUCAGAAAUUGAGGUCAAAAUGCUCUUGCAGGAGAUCUUUACGAAUUUUGCCAUCUUCUUCUCCAAAUAUGCCCGAGAAAGUGGCGAAUACUCUGACGGCGAGCAGAUUAAAGAAGACGGCGAUCACGGCAUACCUCCAAGAAUAUUGGGUUUCAUGAAACUGGUUUGUCUCAUGGUUAAGCGCUUAAUGGCCGAAAACAAGUUCGAUUUAGAAGACCCCGAUUACAUUUUCGAGCUACAAACGUUGCUGAUGAGCUGGAUUUGCAUUUUACCAGACGCCCGCGAGUUGUUCUUUGAGCUCAAGUCGCAGGCCGAGGAGCGAACGCGACUAAAAGAAGAAAAAGCGUCCGAACGUUCACUGUCACGGCCUUCUAAUAGUACCACAGAAGCCAUCGACCUCAUAUCACCAGAAGACAGCAUUGCCUCUGACACUGAACUGGACACAGCGAUGUCUGUUUACAACCAGAAACUACUGGCACUUCUUCCGCCCGUUGCAGACAAGCAAAACAGCGCCGUCACAGCUCUCCGCACUUUCAUUAGCAAGCAUUCGCUUACGAUGAAGACUGCUGUUUUUGGUCGCCGUGUGAUUUCUCAAGAUGACGAGAUUCUAGGGAUGUACAUGUCAGAUAGAGAGAUGGACAAUCGACAAUUUUUAGCGGAGUUUGGCAUCGACUUUAACGAUUUUGUUGAUGGAGUCUACAACAACAAAUUUACUACGAAUGAAAGCCAUAGCGAACGUUAG
Messenger RNA from Lachancea meyersii CBS 8951, 3372 nucleotides. Lineage: Eukaryota; Fungi; Ascomycota; Saccharomycetes; Saccharomycetales; Saccharomycetaceae. The record is from the annotation of a GenBank genome assembly.